Molecule: messenger RNA, 1637 nt
Organism: Neltuma alba
Lineage: Eukaryota; Viridiplantae; Streptophyta; Magnoliopsida; Fabales; Fabaceae
Product: cytochrome P450 85A
Exons: 9
Coding region: 74-1468 (464 amino acids)
Biological process (GO): sterol metabolic process; multicellular organism development; brassinosteroid biosynthetic process
Molecular function (GO): heme binding; monooxygenase activity; oxidoreductase activity, acting on paired donors, with incorporation or reduction of molecular oxygen
Source: RefSeq, a predicted model, not a curated record
ACACAAAGAUAAGCACCUUUCAUCCUUUUCUACUACUCCGGAGAGGGUUCGUGUUUUUGAGUUCGAAGCAUCAAUGGCUAUCUUCAUUGCAACUAUCUGUGUUUUCUUGGUGCUCUGUUUUUGCUCUGCGCUCUUGAGGUGGAAUGAAGUUCGUUUCAGCAAGAAGGGUUUGCCUCCUGGCACCAUGGGUUGGCCUGUCUUUGGAGAAACCACUGAGUUUCUCAAGCAAGGUCCAAGCUUCAUGAAAAACCAGAGAGCAAGGUAUGGCAGUUUUUUCAAAUCCCACAUACUGGGGUGUCCUACCAUUGUGUCCAUGGAUGCAGAACUCAACAGAUACAUCCUAAUGAAUGAAUCCAAAGGGCUCGUUCCAGGAUACCCACAAUCCAUGUUAGAUAUCUUAGGCAAAUGCAAUAUUGCAGCUGUUCAUGGCUCCACUCACAAGUACAUGCGAGGUGCUCUCUUAUCCCUCAUCAGCCCCACCAUGAUCAGAGAUCAGCUUUUGCCUAAAAUCGACCAGUUAAUGAGAACCCACUUGAGCAAUUGGGACAACAAAGUCAUUAACAUUCAAGACAAAACCAAAGAGAUGGCCUUUCUGUCAUCUUUGAAGCAAAUUGCUGGCAUUGAAUCCAGCUCAACCUCUCGUCAAUUCAUGUCAGCGUUCUUCAAACUAGUUUUAGGAACACUAUCUCUGCCUAUUGACCUUCCUGGCUCCAAUUAUCGCCGUGGAAUUCAGGCAAGGAAGAACAUUAUAAGCAUUCUGAAUCAGCUGCUAGAGGAAAGAAGAGCUUCCCCAGAAACUCACCAAGACAUGCUUGGAUACUUGAUGAGAAAAGAUGAUUGUAGAUACAAAUUAACUGACGAAGAAAUCGUUGAUCUGAUCAUUACCAUUAUAUAUUCUGGGUAUGAAACUGUUUCAACCACGUCAAUGAUGGCCGUGAAGUACCUCCAUGACCACCCAAAAGUUCUUGAAGAACUCAGAAAAGAGCAUUUCGCCAUAAGAGAGAGGAAAAAGCCAGAUGAUCCAAUCGACUGUAACGAUCUCAAGUCAAUGAAGUUUACCCGCGCGGUUAUAUUUGAGACCUCGAGACUGGCCACAAUAGUGAAUGGGGUAUUAAGGAAAACGACCAAGGACAUGGAACUAAAUGGAUAUUUGAUUCCUAAAGGAUGGAGGAUUUAUGUAUAUACCAGAGAGAUCAAUUAUGACCCAUGUCUGUAUCCUGACCCGCUCACGUUCAACCCGUGGAGAUGGCUGGAGGAGAAGAGUAUAGAAUCACAGAACUAUUUCUUGAUAUUUGGGGGAGGAACGAGGCAGUGUCCAGGAAAAGAGCUGGGAAUAGCAGAAAUCUCAACUUUCUUGCACUAUUUUGUUACGAGAUACAGGUGGGAAGAAGUAGGAGGAGAUAAACUAAUGAAAUUUCCCAGAGUGGAAGCACCAGACGGUCUGCGCAUAAGAGUCUCAUCCUACUGACUACACUUAGGCUCCUCUUUGUACAGUGUGAGAUAUAGUUAUCAAUAGCAGGGUUAUUUUUGUAUCAUAGUUUUCAAUCCGGUUAGAAAAUGAAUGAAUGAUAUUAGAGUUUUUUUUUUUUCCUCCCGAAAUAUUCUUUUCCUUCAGCAAACAACAUAUCUUUCCCAAA